ACCACAUACCUGUCAUAAAAAAAUGAAAUCCAAACUACCCGUCAAACGUCCAGUCAGACCAAAGAACAACACCGCCAGACGAUGUCGAUUUCCAAAAACAAGCUUAAAAGCUGCCAACUUGAUCCCUAUUGCCCAAAGAGUUGCCAUCAUUAGCGACGCCAUUGCCGACGACGUCGAACUCCUCUUAAUUCAUUUCAGAAGUGUAAUUCCUUCCCACAUUGUAUCCGAUCUCACAGCUCACCCUAUUUUUCUCUCUCCAAUAGAAACCAAAACACGAAUUCCACGACUUUGACGAUGUCUGGAACGAGCUGCAUUUUGGUCUCAUUCACUUUACUUGUGUCAAGAGAGAAUUUCGGGCGACGUUUAUGAAUGCGUUUUAUGCAUGUGUAUUAGACUAUCUACAAAGCAACUCUCCCAUUAUAAAAGCAGGUGCCAUCUUUGCCCUGUAUUUUCUCUUUGCCUCUCAACCUACUGUCUGGGGUAAAAACAGAAUUCGAGUAUCCAGUGAAACAUGGGCAUGCUUGUUUGAUUUUUAUGUGGAAUCGAUCAAGAGUGGAACACAUGUAGAAGCUGGAUUGAUCUUUGAUAAACUUCGAAAGAUGGGAGCCUUUGUGUUUGUCCAGGAGGAAGAAAUCGAUAGCUAUCCCGUGCAGGCCAAGAUCGAGUUUGAAAGGCCCAUCAAGAUGCUCCAACAAUUAAACGACAUUCGACUCAAUAUGAUCAAGGAAGAGCCUAUUGAUUUAUGCAUGCAAUUUAAUUCGGAAUACGAUGAAUUAGCAAAGCAAUACGGAGAGGCCAAACAAGAAACCUAUUACACAUCACAAGCAACGUUGGCUACCCAGCGAAAUAUGAAGGAGACUUUAAACGUUACAGAAAAACGGCCGAGAUUGCUCCAAAAUGUAUUGCUUACCAGCACGCUGGGGAAAGAUGAAACAGACACCAUGAAACGUCUACGGGUCACUUACGAGCAGAUGUGGAAUUCAAAAAGAAAGAAACUUCAGCAACGACAACCAGAGAUCUAAUGUUUUUUUUCUUUUUCUUUUUUUUCUUCUUUUGGCUCAUGAAAAGAUACUCAUGACAUCACUUUUUCGUAUUUUUGAAACACAAUUGGCCAAAAUUUCCUAUUCGCGACAGCACAAAAGGGGUGGGAGUAUUUAAAGAUUUCAUAAAUUUUAUAUUUCCUCCCAUUUUUUUUUCUCUUUACUCUUUUUUUUUUUUUUUUUUUUCUUUU
Mucor mucedo is the source of this 1231-nucleotide messenger RNA. RefSeq lists its product as uncharacterized. Bases 366 to 1022 code for a protein of 218 amino acids. Gene Ontology annotation, molecular function: sequence-specific DNA binding. The transcript is spliced from 5 exons. Gene Ontology annotation, cellular component: snRNA-activating protein complex. The record is from RefSeq and is a predicted model, not a curated record. Gene Ontology annotation, biological process: snRNA transcription by RNA polymerase III; snRNA transcription by RNA polymerase II. Lineage: Eukaryota; Fungi; Mucoromycota; Mucoromycetes; Mucorales; Mucoraceae.